AUGUUUGAGUUCAAGAUAUUCUUCAAUGUUCAUUUCAGUCUAUUAUAUGGACUCAUCCAUUUGGAUAAACCAGAAGAAAUUCAACGACGUCAAUUUUUACAGCUGGCUAUCCAACUCUAUGAAGGAAAAGUACGCAAUGAAAAAGAUCCAUUACAAAUCGCACAGUAUUAUAUUCAUAUUGGACAUUGGCAUCUGUUAUUAGAAGAUUUCUCCAAAGCACUUUCUGCCUAUCAAGCUGCAUAUGCAUUAGAAACCAAACUGAAUCAAAAUCCAGAAUUUUUAUUUGGUCUUGGUAUUGUUUAUCAUCAUUACAAUAUUGAUAAUCAUGCGAUUCGUGCUUAUCAACAAGUUCUUUAUCUCGACAGUCAAUUUAUUCGUCGGAGUGACGUACAUCUUCGUUUAGGCUUAAUUUACAAACAACUAGGUGAUUAUUCCACAAGUUUAAAACAUUUUCAACGUGCAUUAGGUGAUUCAACAAGCACAUGUUCACUAACACGUUCAGAAUUAUCGUGUCUAAUCGGUUUUGUUUACGAACAACAAGGACAUCUGACUGAAGCUGAAAGUCUUUACGAGAAAUUACUCCAACAGCAAGAUAUCGUACCAGCAAAGCUGAAAGGAAAAAUUUUACGACAACUUGGUUGGCUUCAUUUCUAUGGUCCCAUAGCAAAUAAUAUUAAUACAGACAAUAUAAGUGUUGAACGAGAAAAUCAGAUCAAAGAAGCAAUUAGAAAAUUAGAACAAGCAUGCGAGUGUGAUCCGACAUGCGGGAUAACAUAUUAUUAUUUAGGACGAUGUUAUGCAGCACUACGAAAACAUACAGAAGCUUUUUAUACCUAUCGAAAUUGUGUAGAUAAAUUAGAUCAAAAUGCAGAUAUUUGGUGUUCGAUUGGAGUGCUCUAUCAACAUCAGAAUCAAACAAUGGAUGCUUUACAAGCAUUUGUGUGCGCGAUACAAAUUGAUAAUAAACAUGCGACUGCAUGGAUGGAUUUAGGAAUUUUGUAUGAAACAAGUGGACAAGCACAAGAUGCUCUUUUUUGCUACAAAAAAGCUAUCAUAGACAAAGAUGAAUCAUGGAAUCCAGAACUAAUCAAUCGUAUUAACCAAUUACAAUCCUGUCUUGUUCAAAUACCGGAAGGUGCUAUAGGAAAACAACCUCGUGGUCCAUUGCCUAAAGUUGAAGAAGCUUUUACCCUACCCAUUCCAGUGGAACUAACCGCAAAACAACAGCAAAUAGCUACUGCAUCAUCGACAACGACUUCCAUUGCGACACCGACGUCAACAAAUGUACCCAGUCAACAAUAUCCAUCAGAAACAUCUGCUAUUUCUCUUCCUCCUGCUUCCUCUACUUCUAUUCCACCACAACCAUCACUAUCACCAUCAGCGUCAUCCAAUCCUACUUGUACUGUAAAACCACCAAUUGAUGCUAUACGUAUUGAUAAGCGCUUGAUAACAAAUGAUCAAUCUUUGAGAUCAAAACGUAUUAAAACUGAACCAACAUUAUCUUUUACCAGCGCUACAAGUUCGAAUGAUUUACAGAAGAUCGUCAAACAUUCAAUAUCACCUCUUCCACCAUUGCCUGCUUCAUAUUUACCCGAUGGUCAUGUGCCAACGCCGCCUAAAAUACCAAAAACGCCGUCCAUUGAACUCAAUCCAAGUACACCAAGUGUAAUUCUAGAAACACGACGUGAAGCAACGUCGGCGCAAUUGCAACAAUAUUGUUUGUCGCAACCGAUCUGUAUUGUACGUGGAUUAUCCAACGUACUUAAACUUGAUUUAGGUUUAUUCUCCACGAAAACACUCGUCGAAAGUCAGCCUGAUCAUCCUGUUGAAGUGCGUACUCAACGACAACAACCUAUUGAUGAAAAUUUUGACUUCACAUCAAUGACAACACCAUUGAAAAACGUCUGGAAAUAUCAAUCGACACGUUCAUAUACGACGAUAGCUAAAUACGCUCAAUAUCAAGCAUAUUCUUAUCAUGAUAUGGUCAAAGAUGAGCUGAAUGAAAUAAAUAUUUCAUCAAUAAAUACAGUCAGUGGACUAGCAGCAAAUUCAAACGUAAUCAUGACUAAUGGCACAUCAAAAAAAGUCGCAAAUAAAUCAUCAACCAAUAAUUCUUCUAUAUCAUCAAUCCGUUCGAUUAAAUCCGGAACAAAUAUUGACCUAUCCGAUGAACGUAAAUGGGCAGCUCAAUUGUCUGAGCUAACGAAACUACCAUUAUUUAUGCGAGUUGUCUCAGCUGGCAAUCUUCUAUCACACGUCGGUUAUACCAUCCUAGGGAUGAAUAGCGUACAGUUGUAUAUGAAAGUACCCGGCUCGCGAACACCAGGUCAUCAAGAGAACAAUUGCUUUUGUGCCAUUAACAUUAAUAUUGGUCCCGGCGAUUGUGAAUGGUUUGCCGUAGCUAAUGAAUAUUGGGGUGUUAUUGCUACAUUGUGCGAAAAAAAUGGUGUUGAUUUUCUGACGGGAUCAUGGUGGCCUAUACUAGAUGAUUUACAUGAUGCUCAAGUGCCUGUUUAUCGUUUCGUACAAAAACCUGGAGAUCUUGUUUUCGUCAAUUCAGGAUGUGUCUACUGGAUGCAAUCAAUCGGCUGGUGUAACAAUAUAUCCUGGAAUGUUGGCCCAUUACUUUACAGUCAAUAUUAUGCAUCGAUAGAACGCUAUGAAUGGAAUCGUUUGUGUUCAUGCAAAUCGAUUGUACCUAUGGUACAUUUAACCUGGAAUAUCGCACGUAAUAUCCGCAUUAAUGACCGUCAUCUAUUUGAAUUAACCAAAUUCAUUUUACAUCAAUCGCUGAAAUAUAUUCAACUAACGUUAGCAUACUUAGAACAACAAUUUGGACGUGGUGUUGAUGUCCGCAAACAAUUACGAACCCUACAUGAACCUGCACAUUAUUGUAUAACAUGCGAUUGUGAAGUCUUCAACAUCUUAUUUAUAACCGAACUUGAUCGUAAACAUGUUGUACGUUGUUUGGAUUGUGCCUUGCAGCAUGACAAACAGUUAGAGAAUGUCGUUGUCUUGUACCAGUAUACAUUAGACGAUCUGAAAACCGUUUAUGACCAAUUUCAAUUGUAUCUACUUCCAGCGUUGAACACCACAACAACAACAGCAGCAGCAGCGGCAACAACAACAACAACAAGUACAGCACGGCCAAUAACUAAUACGUGA
Molecule: messenger RNA, 3165 nt
Organism: Adineta ricciae
Lineage: Eukaryota; Metazoa; Rotifera; Eurotatoria; Adinetida; Adinetidae
Source: the annotation of a GenBank genome assembly